Nothobranchius furzeri (turquoise killifish) is the source of this 3372-nucleotide messenger RNA. It is a transcript of the gene il12rb2, whose product is annotated as interleukin 12 receptor, beta 2a. Lineage: Eukaryota; Metazoa; Chordata; Actinopteri; Cyprinodontiformes; Nothobranchiidae. Gene Ontology annotation, molecular function: protein binding. The record is from RefSeq and is a predicted model, not a curated record.
UGGUAAGCCGUGACACACCGGAGUCUGUGGGGUUUAUCACAUCAGCAGGCAGCGACCGUCACACAGCAGCAGCAGGAUGAACGCAGCCAGAAACUUUAAAACUUUAUUCCAGGAGGAUUUUAAACGCUGAAAUGAAGCCCGGAUGCGGUGAUCUGGGCAAGAAACAACCCUGAUGACGUAAAGGCACAUAUGAAGAUUCUGGUGACUCCUCGACAUGUUCCUGUCAUUGACCUCUGUGAUCGCACUCACCUUGCUGGCUGUGCAGAACUGCGUCGGGGAACCACUCUGUGUCCUCUCGUCCAGCGUUGGUUCGGUAGUGCUGCGAGGCUCCAGCUUCCAUGUGUACUGCACCUUCAAGUGCAAAUGCAAGGGCUCCAUGUGCAGCAACCACCCUCCCACACUGCAGGGGCACAAACAGUUAAACUCCACAACCAUUUACCUUCAUGUGAAGAACAUAACGGAGAAACAAACUUACAGCUGUCAUUGCAGCUCACCAGAUCAGUACAUAGCCCACCGGCCCUCCUGUCCUCAUGCAGCAGACCCCUGUGGCCUGGACAUCUUAGUUGGAUAUCCACCAGAUCCUCCAAAAAUCGUUUCAUGCAUUUAUGAAACCUUGAAGAGUAGGAAUGGAGUUGUGAAUUGCACGUGGAACAGAGGACGGGACACUCAUCUUAAAGAUCACUUUGAGCUGUGGGUGAGAACUGGAUCUGGAAACCACAUAGAAGUAUUCAAUGUGUCCAGUAAAAGAGCUGAGCUCCUGUCAACCACUUUCAGUUUGUCCAGAUUGGUUCAGAGCAUCUUGGUUCAGGUCCAGUCUCAAAAUGCUCUGGGUUCUGUUGAAUCUUCUCCAGUGAACUACACAGUUAGUGACAUCGUGAGACCGUCCAGGCCUGUUCUUCAACAGCCUGAGUGCUCUUCCAGGUACUGCAUCAUCAAAGCAGAGACAUCAGUAAAGAUCCAGAGCCUCCAGAUCCAAAUCAAAACCAGCCAAGAGCAAGAGUGGAAGACACAUCCAGAUUCUGUCACGUUAACAAGCUCAUCCCAGGCCCAGAACAUCUCUUCUCUGGAACCGUACAGGUCUUAUGAUUUCAGAGCUCGUUCCAAAUUCAGCACUGGUCUGUGGAGUGUGUGGAGCGAAAGUGUUGCUAGUUGGACUCAAGAGGAAGCACCAUCUCAAGCUCUGGAUGUGUGGUUCCCACCUGAUGUCAAACCCAUGACAAUCUACUGGAAAGAGGCCAACACGUCCAUCUCUAGUGGAAGGAUUUUGGAUUAUAGAGUCAGAGUUCACAGCAGAAAUAGGACCAUCAUGAAUUCCAGCACUAGCAACAAGAGUUUUUCAGGCCUGUUCUGUGCAGACUGUAAAGUGACAGUGUGGGCCCGUAACUCGAAAGGCCUUUCCCCGCCUGCAACCAUAACGAUCCAUCGAAUUAAAGCCAACACUCUUCAGGAUGUGCGAGCAGUAGGAAUCAACUCCACCAUCGCCAUCUCCUGGAGAAAACUCGAAGCUGCACCUGCUGAGUACGUGGUGGAGUGGUACCCAGAGGACCCCAACUUGAAGGAGAUCAAGUGGGUCAGACUGGGGAAAAACAACACCAGGACUGUUCUCACUGGAAUCAGUCCCUGGGUGUGCUAUGAGGGAGCAGUGUUUGCCUUUUACAACGAGGAUUUAGUGAGUAGGACCAAAUUUAAGCGAGUCGCCACUUUGGAGUCAGCUCCAACGCUUGGUCCAUCCAUUGAAAAAAUGGUGGAAGGAGGCAAAACAAUAAUAACAUGGCCAGAGCUUCCCAGGAUUCACCGCAGAGGAUGCAUCACCAAGUAUACCAUCUACCUAAAGUGGCACAGGGACAACAAAAGUCACCAGAAGCUCUACUUUGCACGAGCAUCGGACAGGAAGUACGUGAUGAAGGAUCUGCCUUCAGGUCGCUACAGUCUAUGGAUGAGUGCUUCUACUGCCAAAGGAGAAAGUCCUGCAGGUCAAAAGAUUGAGUUCUUUGUCGAAGAGAACACCCAGCUACCCCCUCUGCUCGUGUUUGUGCUUGCUGCCCCGGUGGUGCUCUUUCUGUGUUGUCUUUGCAACAGUGCCACGGUAAAACAGAGGUUCAGGGAGUAUUUCUACUGCCUCAUUCCUGAAGUUGUGCCAGAUCCUGCAAAUAGCAAGUGGGCUAAAGAGUGCACUAGAGAGAAGGGAAAGAUGAGCCUCCAGCUCCCGUCUGGUAGUGCCGGUCUGAUAAUCAAGGAAGACGAGACCAUCCCAGUGAAUGUGGAGGAGCUGUCCAAGCAGAUCUGUGACACCCCCACAAGCCUCUCGUCACCUCCUCUGACCAGCAUGAGCCCAGAGACCGAGCAAAUCAAGCUCCUGUAUCCUUGUCUGCCUUACAUCAAGAGUCUGUCCCAGGACUCAGACAGCUCCGACCACACUGAGACCUCGCAAGAUACGACAGUUGACUACAUCACGUCCCACGGACCAGAACUUUUGGACGCCUAUGACCAAGAGGACGGGGAUGAGCCGAUGCACUUCGUGCCCAGUCUCAACAUCUUCAUAGAUCCUCUGGAGUUUGGAGGGAAGCUGACUCUGGACGCAGUGAAAAUCGACUGCAGUGACUUUUUUUAAGAACACUUUCUGUGACUCUGAGACCUGAACUCUCCUAGGAGAUGAAAAUGGAUUUUGGAAGAGUAAAACAAAACAGCAGAUGCUGAAAGUGACGCCAGAUUUCAGUAAUUUAGAUCUAGGUUCAAGCUGAGACGCACAUGAACUCCGUGUUUGAUGAAGUCACCAAGAACUUUCUGGCUGAAGUCUAAGAUUCAGAUUUGCAGAAAUCCUGUCAUGCAUUACACUUUCUUUCUAAUAGAAUGACUACAGACACACUAAGCACGACUGCUUUGCUCUUAUUGUUAGUUUCCAACACAACCCACGCUCUGAUACACACUCCUCAACUUUCCUACACACUCACUGCCAUGCUUUCAUCCUACCUCAAUGUUAAAGUGAAUGCAACUUUUGAUUCGUUUUAAAAAAGCUGAAGUGUUUGCUGUAAAGAAGCGCCAUUGUUGGGUAUUUUUAUAAUUGUAUCUUUCUGAGGCCUAAAAGAUGCCCAAUUUGUGUUAUUAACACUUCAUGAAUCUCUGUGUUUGCCAACUGUGGCUGUUCAUGAAAGGUUGAGCAGAGAAGCUCGUUUGCAGUCAAGGAUGUUGAUUGUGGAUUUCCGAGGAAACCUCUGUACCUCUGUAACCUGAGAAGGCCCCGCCUUCUCCAUCCUUUGCUAAAUAAAACCCCUGGCUAACUGAGAAUACAUGGGAGUGACGGGGGAAAAGCCUCAGAGGAGGUUUUUCCCUGCGUUAACUCUCCAUUAUUUUGGGGACUCAGGGUAAAAUGUC